AGCAGCAGGAGCUGCGCUCACCUGGCUCUGCUGACAGCCCGGACCCUCCAGUCCUCAUCAUGUGGCUUCUUUAUUGCACUGCCUGCUGUGGGACUUCAUAAUGUCAGCUGCAGGAGGGGUGCUGCCCAGGAUUACUCUGCCCUCACUGGCAUAACAUUGUGCCAUGUGUGCCAUCCCUGGUCCCCAGACCCACUCAUGGGAUGUGGCAUCCUAAAGUCUCGAAUCGUUUCUGGGCACCUGGGGACACUGAGGGCUCAGCCCAAAGUCUCGCUGCUGCUGACUAUGAUCUUCUUGUGCACUUUCUUCUUCUAUUGCCUGAGUGGCUCUUACUGUGACUCCCAAAUGAGCUUCGGAUCUUUGGGCACUGCGCAGUUGGCACCUGGGCGGUCUGCCUCUGCGGAGCCUUGGAUCAGCGCUGCCGGAGAGCUGCUGCACCCUGGAGAUGCCCAGGAGAACAGCCUGCAGCCUGGAGAUGCCCAGGAGAACACAUGGCAUUCUGAAGAUACCCAGGAGAACAUACUGCACUUUGGAGAUGCCCAGCAAAACACAUGGCAUCCUGGAGAUACCCAGCAGAACACAUGGCACCCUGGAGAUGCCCAGCAAAACACAUGGCAUCCUGGAGAUACCCAGCAGAACACUCGGAACCCUGGAGAUGCCCAGCAGAACACAUGGCACCCUGGAGAUGCCCAGCAGAACACUCGGAACCCUGGAGAUGCCCAGCAGAACACAUGGCACCCUGGAGAUGCCCAGCAGAACACUCGGAACCCUGGAGAUGCCCAGCAGAACACUCGGAACCCUGGAGAUGCCCAGCAGAACACAUGGCACCCUGGAGAUGCCCAGCAGAACACAUGGCACCCUGCAGAUGCCCAGCAGAACACUCGGAACCCUGGAGAUGCCCAGCAGAACACAUGGCACCCUGGAGAUACCCAGCAGAACACUCGGAACCCUGGAGAUGCCCAGCAGAACACAUGGCACCCUGGAGAUGCCCAGCAGAACACUCGGAACCCUGGAGAUGCCCAGCAGAACACAUGGCACCCUGGAGAUGCCCAGCAGAACACUCGGAACCCUGGAGAUGCCCAGCAGAACACUCGGAACCCUGGAGAUGCCCAGCAGAACACAUGGCACCCUGCAGAUGCCCAGCAGAACACUCGGCACCCUGGAGAUGCCCAGCAGAACCAUUUGCGCCCUGGUGCGGCACUUUUAGACACUUUUCCUCCAGUCACUGCACAAACUAUACCUCGUGCCAAGGCUGGCGCUCACACUGGCACAGUGGCAUUGCUUAACUCAGUAUUAUCUAGCAACAGGACAUCAGACCAGAAAUUUACCCACAGCCCCAGCCCCACCUUGGCGCACAGUAGCUUGGGAAGUAAAAAGUUUCCCCAAGCCAUCAUUGUGGGGGUGAAGAAAGGGGGCACCCGCGCCCUGCUGGAAUUCCUGAGGAUACACCCAGAGGUCAGGGCGAUGGGGGCUGAACCCCACUUUUUUGACAGGUGCUAUGACAAGGGACUGGAGUGGUACAGGAAUUUGAUGCCUCGGACCUUAGAUGGACAGAUCACGAUGGAGAAGACUCCGAGUUACUUUGUAACCCCAGAAGCGCCGAGACGAAUUUACAACAUGUCCAAGGACACAAAGCUCAUAGUGGUGGUCCGAAAUCCAGUGACAAGGGCCAUCUCUGACUACACACAGACCCUGUCAAAAACUCCGUCCCUACCCACCUUCCAAGCAUUGGCUUUCAAAACCAGCAUGGGGACAAUCGAUACAACCUGGAGUGCCAUCCGUAUAGGUAUCUAUGCUAAGCACUUAGAGAACUGGCUCCAAUACUUCCCUCUCUCGAAAUUCCUUUUCGUCAGUGGGGAGAAACUCGUCAGUGACCCUGCCAAGGAGAUGGGGCGAGUCCAGGACUUUUUGGGAUUAAAGAGGGUUAUUACGGAUAAACAUUUCUACUUCAACAAAACUAAGGGAUUUCCUUGCCUGAAGAAACCGGAGGGAAGUGGCAAGCCAAGAUGUCUAGGCAAAUCCAAGGGUCGUCCACACCCCGAUAUUGAUAAGAUACUUUUGUCACGCCUUAAGGAGUUCUACCGACCGAACAACAUGAAGUUUUACCAGAUGACCGGCCACAACUUUGCUGGGACUGAUGUUUUUGGAUGUCUUUGGCUUGACUGGUAUCUUUUAUAUGAUGAAAACGGGCAUUUACUUAGUUCUUCGAUGCAUUGGCCCUCUUCGGGGGCAAGUAUGCCAGAUACCGCAGCCCCCUUCUUAAAAAUAAGCCUUGGGGGGUAAAAUGGCAUUAAAAUUGUAAACUUACAAUCAUUUUGCCCACUUGUGGACUUGUAUGGGGCUUUACUGAGUCGGGCUUAGGACAUUUUUUUACUAUUGUAAUAUGUAUUUAUAUCAGA
Molecule: messenger RNA, 2396 nt
Organism: Bufo bufo (common toad)
Lineage: Eukaryota; Metazoa; Chordata; Amphibia; Anura; Bufonidae
Gene: HS3ST6
Product: heparan sulfate-glucosamine 3-sulfotransferase 6
Molecular function (GO): [heparan sulfate]-glucosamine 3-sulfotransferase activity
Source: RefSeq, a predicted model, not a curated record